GACGCUCUGUCCCACGCUCUCCCAGCGCUCGGUGGUUUAAAGAUGGCGGCGGCGGCGGCGGCGUUGGGGGCGCGGAGUCGCGGGAGGAGCGAGAAGGACAAUCUGUGAGUCGCCGAGAGGCAGCGCGGCGGCUGCUUUGAGGAGUCCGCGUGCGGAACCGCCGACGGCCCUACCGCUCGGGGCCGGGGCCUGGGCUGGGAAGGAGAGGCCGAAGCAGCGCCGGGAGCCCGAGGCCGAAGCCGAGUAGGAAUGUGACCUGGGGUCGGCGGGGGCGCGGGAGUACACGAGCGCAGGGAUGGGGCAGCAGGUGGGCCGCGUUGGGGAGGCUCCCGGGCUUCAGCAGCCGCAACCUCGCGGGAUCCGGGUCAGCAGUACAGCCAGGCCCUCCGGCCGCAGGCGGGACCUGGCGGGGCGCACCACAGAGGCCGGCUUCAAUAUCUUCACCCAGCAUGAUCACUUUGCCAGCUGUGUGGAGGAUGGCUUUGAGGGAGACAAGACUGGAGGCAGUAGUCCAGAAGCCUUGCACCGCCCCUAUGGUUGUGAUGUUGAACCCCAGGCACUGAAUGAAGCCAUCCGGUGGAGCUCCAAGGAGAACUUACUUGGAGCCACUGAAAGUGACCCUAAUCUCUUUGUUGCACUUUACGAUUUCGUAGCCAGUGGUGAUAACACACUCAGCAUCACUAAAGGUGAAAAGCUUCGAGUCCUUGGUUAUAACCAGAAUGGUGAGUGGAGUGAAGUUCGCUCCAAGAAUGGACAAGGUUGGGUGCCAAGCAACUACAUCACCCCAGUGAACAGCUUGGAAAAACAUUCCUGGUACCAUGGACCCGUGUCACGCAGUGCAGCGGAGUAUCUACUCAGCAGUCUAAUCAAUGGCAGUUUCCUGGUGCGAGAAAGUGAGAGCAGCCCCGGGCAGCUGUCGAUCUCGCUCAGGUACGAGGGGCGUGUAUAUCACUACAGGAUCAAUACGACCACAGAUGGCAAGGUGUACGUCACUGCGGAGAGCCGCUUUAGCACCCUGGCAGAGCUCGUGCACCAUCACUCCACGGUGGCUGAUGGGCUGGUGACAACGUUACAUUACCCGGCGCCCAAGUGUAAUAAGCCCACAGUCUAUGGUGUGUCCCCCAUCCAUGACAAAUGGGAAAUGGAACGAACGGAUAUUACCAUGAAGCACAAGCUUGGGGGUGGUCAGUACGGAGAAGUUUAUGUUGGAGUCUGGAAGAAAUACAGCCUUACGGUUGCUGUGAAGACGUUGAAGGAAGAUACCAUGGAGGUGGAAGAGUUCCUGAAGGAAGCUGCAGUGAUGAAGGAAAUCAAGCAUCCUAAUCUGGUCCAACUAUUAGGUGUGUGUACUUUGGAGCCACCAUUUUACAUCGUGACUGAGUACAUGCCGUAUGGCAACUUGCUCGAUUAUCUCCGAGAAUGCAGCCGAGAAGAGGUGACUGCGGUGGUCCUGCUGUACAUGGCCACUCAGAUCUCCUCUGCAAUGGAGUAUCUAGAGAAGAAGAAUUUCAUCCAUAGAGAUCUCGCAGCCCGUAACUGCCUCGUAGGAGAAAACCAUGUGGUGAAAGUGGCCGACUUUGGCUUAAGUAGAUUGAUGACGGGAGACACCUAUACUGCGCAUGCUGGAGCCAAAUUUCCUAUUAAAUGGACAGCACCAGAGAGUCUUGCCUACAAUACCUUCUCAAUUAAAUCUGACGUCUGGGCUUUUGGGGUACUGUUGUGGGAAAUUGCUACAUAUGGAAUGUCACCGUAUCCAGGCAUUGACCUGUCUCAGGUGUAUGAUCUACUGGAGAAAGGAUAUCGAAUGGAACAACCUGAAGGAUGCCCCCCUAAGGUUUAUGAACUUAUGAGAGCAUGCUGGAAGUGGAGCCCUGCUGACCGGCCAUCUUUUGCUGAAACACAUCAGGCUUUUGAAACCAUGUUCCAUGACUCCAGCAUUUCCGAAGAGGUAGCUGAGGAGCUUGGGAGAGCCGCCUCCUCCUCAUCUGUUGUUCCAUACCUGCCCCGACUGCCUAUACUUCCUUCCAAGAUGCGGACGCUGAAGAAACAGGUGGAGAACAAGGAGAACAUCGAAGGGGUACAGGACGCCACAGAAAAUUCUGCUUCUAGUUCAGCACCAGGGUUCCUUAGAGGUGCACAGGCCCCCACUGGGUCCCCAGCACUGCCUCGAAAACAAAGAGACAAGUCACCCAGCAGCCUCUUGGAAGAUGCCAAAGAGACAUGCUUCACCAGAGACAGGAAGGGAGGCUUCUUCAGCUCCUUCAUGAAAAAGAGAAAUGCUCCCACACCCCCCAAACGCAGCAGCUCCUUCCGAGAAAUGGAGAAUCAACCCCACAAGAAAUAUGAGCUCACGGGGCUUCCAGAGCAGGAUAGGAUGGCAAUGACCCUUCCCAGGAACUGCCAGAGGUCCAAACUCCAGCUGGAAAGGACAGUGUCCACCUCUUCUCAGCCAGAAGAGAAUGUGGACAGGGCCAAUGACAUGCUUCCAAAAAAAUCAGAGGAAGGUGCUGCUCCAAGCAGGGAGAGACCAAAAGCCAAACUUUUGCCCAGAGGAGCCGCGGCUCUUCCUCUCAGAACCCCCUCUGGGGAUCCAGCCAUUACAGAGAAGGACUCUCCAGGGGCCGGGGUGGCUGGAGUGGCAGCUGCCCCAAAGAGCAAGGAGAGGAAUGGUGGGGCGCGACUCGGCAUGGCUGGAGUCCCAGAGGACGGCGAUCAGACGGGCUGGUCUUCUCCGGCCAAGGCUGCAGCAGCCCUCCCAACCACUCACAACCACAAAGUGCCAGUCCUUAUCUCACCCACUCUGAAGCACACUCCCGCUGAUGUGCAGCUCAUUGGCACAGACUCUCAGGGCAAUAAAUUCAAACUCUUAUCUGAGCAUCAGGUCACAUCCUCUGGAGACAAGGACCGACCCCGACGGGUAAAACCAAAGUGUGCCCCACCCCCGCCCCCAGUGAUGAGACUACUGCAGCAUCCGUCCUUGUGCUCAGACCCCGCGGAAGAGCCGACCGCCCCGACUGCAGGACAGCCCGCACCAGAAACACAGGAAGGCGGGAAGAAGGCCGCUCCGGGGGCAGUGCCUGGAGGUGGGAAAGCCGGGAGGCCAGUGAUGCCUCCGCCUCAAGUGCCUCUGCCCACAUCUUCCAUCUCGCCGGCCAGAAUGGCUAAUGGCACAGCAGGUACUAAAGUGGCCCUGAGAAAAGCCAAACAGGCGGCGGAGAAGAUCUCAGCAGACAAAAUCAGCAAAGAGGCCCUGCUGGAAUGUGCUGACCUACUGUCCAGUGCCAUCACAGAACCUGUGCCCAACAGCCAGCUGGUGGACACUGGCCACCAGCUCCUUGACUACUGCUCAGGCUAUGUGGACUGCAUCCCUCAGACGCGUAACAAAUUUGCCUUCCGAGAGGCUGUGAGCAAACUGGAACUCAGCCUGCAGGAGCUGCAGGUGUCUUCGGCUGCUGCCGGGCUGCCCGGGGCCAACCCUGUCCUUAAUAACUUAUUGUCAUGUGUGCAGGAGAUCAGCGACGUGGUGCAGAGGUAGCCACUGUGAGCCUCGUGGGAAGAUGCUCACAGUUCUGAGGGGAGAGGGGGAGGGGCUUGUUUUCCUGUGUUCUUGUUUUCAAAAAAUGAAAGACUGAUACUUGAGUGUGUUUAUGUGAAGUACCUCAGAUCUCUGAGUUCUCACGUUUACAGGUUCAUCUCAAAAAUAACAAAAAGCAAAACAUGCAGGACAGGGAAAUGAGAUGGGGAGACGGAGCAGUCGUGGACAGGAUUGGAAGGUGCCCCGGAACAUCAGGGAACGUGUGUGUGUCAGGCCGCGAAGAACCCAGUCCAGGCCGCUCCUACCCAGAAUGCUGCGCGGUGGUGUCGUGGGGCUGCUCUCGGCAAGGCUGCAGGCCCGUGCCUGCCCGGGGACUGGCCGUGGCACUCACUCCGCACCUCACACAGGAGGGUUGACUUGCGGCUCCACUAGGUACUAUCCGUAAUGUCGCGCCGCCUCGCCAAGUGAAUGGGGUGGGACAGAAGAAGGGAAAGCUGGGAAUGUACCGAGGGACCUUUUCUUUGAGGCUGCUGAGCGCAGCUGUUUCUGCAGAGCUCCCUGCAGUAGUAGGAACUGCAGAUUAGAUCGCUGGGUGUGCUCCCGUCCUCUUCCCCAUGGUGUGCUAGUUGGUGCAGGAAGUAAAAGAAUGCUAGGAAGUAGUCAGGGAGAUUGAAACCUCCUCCUCACAUCUUCUCCACUGAUGAGCAGAAGUCCUUUCUCCCAGUUUUGCGAUUUCCUAAUGGACCAGUCAUUGGGUUUCUACUUGCUGGUGCCCAUCUAUAAAUCAUAGGCAUAGGGGUCUCCUUAGUGGUUCUUCUCUGCUCUGCACUGGGCAGGCUGUCUUCCUUUAUCUCUGGCAGUAUUCGGGGCAUUAACCAAUGCUGAUUUUGAAAAUGGUGGUCAUGUACAGGUUCUCUUGGGAAUCCUUUUUUGAUACGGUGUCCCUGCAUACCGACAUACUGGCCAAGGAAUUGAGCAGCUCUGCAUUUUUUUAAUCAGCUAAAAUACCAGGGAGGGAGGUCUCUUCUUGGAAUCCAACAGCCAGGUUCAGAUGUCUGUGACAGAGUUUUCGAGAGGCUAACUUGGUCCCAAUCACUGUUCCUCUAUACCUUUCUCCUCCCUUAUCACCUUAGAUCCAGGCUAGGUAGAGGAUAAGGAGAAACAUUCUCUCACUCUCUGUGGAUUUCAAGUGAAUCACCCCAAAUUAUUCUCCUGUGCUUCUCUCCUUUCACAUAUCCUCCUCCCCCUUGUUGUUGUGCUUGUCUGUAAAUAUCCUAUUGGGAAAACUCUUUGAUAUUUAUUUUGUCAUUUCACCUCUCCUUGAAAAAUGCGUAAUUGAGGGGGCAGGUCAUUUCCAGGAAACACUGAUUAAAUCCUAGAAACCUAAUGACUUAACCCCCAAAUGUGUUUUGCCUUGAAAAAUGGGCCUUUUCCUUUCCUGUUCAGUUACUGUUAUGGAAGCUAAUUAGGAUCAUAUGAACUGAACCUAAUCAAUUAGAUAUUACUAAUAUUCUUGAUAUCAAGUCUAAUUUUAAUUAACACUUCAUUCUCUUUUUAAAGCUUUACAACCACCUCCCACACCUGCCCAAGGAGAACCUGAUACAAGAGAAUAAAUACAUUAUUUUCCUCCCAAAGGAAUAUUAACUUAGGAAGAUAGGAAUUGAACACUGAUGGCCUGUGAGUUUUCUUCCUGGCUCUGUUAUCAAUCCACUGUCAAGCCACAGCUCCAUCUCUUAAUCUGUUAAAUGAAGGUAGUGCUACAUCUUCUUAAGGGCCAUUUGCAAAUAAGUGUAUAGCUAUCCCUUUGAGAGCCGUUUCAGUGCAGCCUUGUUACGUUGAAUGAUUUGCAUUCUCUUCUUUGCUCAGUAGUAGGUAGUGGAAAUGUUGAAGUUCCGAGAUGAUGCUAACUGGGCUAGAAUACUAAGGAGGAAGAACUAUGUUUUGGACAGAGUUUGUCAUCUUUGACCAAGGAGGAAAUUCAGUUUUCAUUAGACAGAAAACCCUGAUUCUUACUGUGGCUGCUCUGAAGGAGGCCCAGGCCAGGAGCAGGGUAGGAAGGGAGGAGACAAUCCUGGGCCUUCCUGGGAGGGUGUGGAUGAGCCGUGGCCAGAGGUUACUGACAGGCAGCACAGGCUGCUAGCGAUCCAGCAGAGUUCCCUUUAACCUGGACAUGGGCCCAUGGUCCUCCCACCUUCCUCUCUGCCACUCCCCUUCAGCAGUCAUUUCCGUGAACUUGAAAUUGUUUUAGCCAUUAGCCUUUUUUAAGGGUGGGACAGGGAAAGCUAAAACUUUAGAGUAUUAUGCUGCUUUUUAAGUUUAUCUGUCAUUGUGGGAUGCAAGUUGAUGGGUUAAUUAUAAUUGUGUUUUUUCAGGGGACUUUUUUUUUUUUUUUUUUUUUUUUUUUUAAAGCAGGGGAUCUUUCCUUGAGAGCUCUGAAAAUAAGCCUUGGAGGAACACUGCUGAGUGUGUGUAAGCUCCCUGGUUUUCUCAUAGCAGAACAGUCUUGAGGACGGGGACAGUGUCUUACUCAGGGGCAGCACCUGGCUCUGUCUUGCCUGCAGUAGGUGCUCAAUAAGUUCAUGAAAUGAAUUUGCUUUUCCUCAGCACUGUCAAGAGCAGCAUGAACGAUUAUAGCACAGCCCAUCCGCAUGAUGCUUGAACUGUGUGGGACUCCAGGGUCAAGUGUCAACUUACUCUAAAAAUAUCAUUUAGAUUGCUCCUUUUUCUAAUAGAAAAGGAUCAGAUUUUAAAAUAACCUUAUGUAAAUUUAAAAGUUUGAAUUCACAGCAGAGAAAACUGCUUCUCCAAACUAAAAACAUAGUCUUCUUUAAAAGCAAAGCCAGGAGCACGAGGCCUUCUGCAAGUGUUGACAACUUUCUAAAGUGGUUGAUCAAUGUGCAUACCUUUGGGCUGGCACCGUUUACGUCCUUUCACCUAUGGAUAAUAGGGUUUCAGUUUAGAUUUCUUACCUUAAAGUGCAGUGUUUUGUGUAGAAUACAUCUUGAUUAUGCUUUACAUGAAGUAUUUUCUUAAAAGGCUUUGUGUAAAAUUAAAGUGUGUAUAUUUUCCUACAGACUUCCAUUGUGAUUUUCAGAGAUAACAGCCUUAAAAAUAUUGGCCCUGAGAAAUUCAUUCAGUGUUUUUCCAAAUGAACCCCUGUUCAUUGAUAUCAUUAGAGACCCUUUGCCAGUUGUAUUUUGGGGUUUAAAUUAGAAUUUUCUUACAAUGCAAUUGAAAAUUGGCUAGUAAGAUAGUGCCCAGCUAACAAAACAUGCUGACUUUGGUAAGGUGUAGCCCAUUUUUAUUUAACUAAAGUCAUGGAGCUUUUGAGUUUUAAAGGAUAGUGAUUAAGAGUUGAGACUCUGAAGCCAGUCUAGAAGGCAAGUCAUUUAACCUUCCUGAGCCUUAGUUUCCACAUUGGAAAACAGGGAUAAUAAUAGUAACUACCUCAGGGUUGUUGUAAGGAUUCAAUGAGAUAAUGUAUGUAAGAUACUCAGUUUGAGUGCCUGGCACAUAACGGGCGCUCUGUAAGUGGGCGCUGCUCCUGCUGUUAUUAACACUUAGUCUGGUGAAUCUUGGCCGGGGAUGGGCAAUGAAAUCCCUGGCAUUUAAAACAGUCUGAUGCAUUGGCUUACCCCAGACCAGACUUCCCAGUGGGGUGAGAUCUCAGCUGAGAACCCCUCCAGGUGUUUUAGAUACCCAGCACUGUCUGAACACUGUCAGGACCCCGGCCCUUUUCGUCACAGCUUCAGAAAUUGGAAGAGAGCAUGGUGAAGUUACUUGCCCACUGUCUCAGUUAGUGAGUGGCAGAGCCAAGGCUAUAUUGGGUUCAGGUCUCUGGACUUGCUGGUUGUGGGGUCUUUCCACCUUUCCUGCUGCCUUGUGGGAUACUGCAAAAAAAAAGUGGCUCACACAGACAAUCAGUCUGCACAGUGCUACACACUUUCUAAAGCACAUGCGCCUGGCACUCUCUGACCUUAGGGUCUUGAAUGUUGAGUCAUGGCAACACAGCGAAGUAGGUAUUCAGUAGAGCUCAGUAUUUAGGAAAAUGUGUGGGGUCAUUCUUUUGGACAGACCCUGGCAACACAGCAGUAGUCUGCACUUUGUAAUAAAGAAAUACCAACUUGAGUUUUAAAAAACCUAGUCCUACAUUCCUUUUUCUUAAAAAUAAAACUUUAUUCCAUAUCAUUUUAAUGACUAUGAGGUAAUAUAUAUGAAAGCACUUUGAGAAAAGUAUCAAAUGCAAUUUAACUAUAAGGUUGUAUUAUUACUGUCUAUAUUUAGAAGAUCAAACAGUCGGUUAGAUGCUGAUUAACUUAAUAGGCUUUUGCCUGUGGGAGACCAGAAAAUGCAAAUAUAUAAGUAAUCACCCCAAGACUUACCACAUUUGUAAAUAGGAAACUAUUAAAUGAAUAUGUGCAGGCAUAGUAAGUGUUUCGCUAAAAUUGUAGCUCAGCCGAAUUACUUCAAAAAACUGCGGACCAACUUUCUGGUUUAAAGAUUUUAUUUAUUUAUUUGAGAGAGAGAGAACAGGGGGAGGGGUUGAGGGAGAAGCAGACUCCCCGCUGAGCAGGGAGCCCGAUGAGGGACUCGAUCCCAGGACCCUGGGAUCAGGACCAGAGCUGAAGGCAGCCGCUUAACUGACGGAGCCACCCAGGUGCCCACAACUUUCUGGUUCAAUUGUAAUCAUUAAAAAGUAGUAAUACAGCAGCUCUUCCAGGGACCUUGACUCAGGAAGAAUUGAGGCCCUCUUUUCCUUGACCGUUUUUCCACAACGUGUUCAGACAGCAUCCCGACAUGGCGGGCGCAGACUCGUACCUGUGAUGUUGACAGUGUCUUUUUAUACUGAUGUCCAGUGUGGUUUUGUUGGGGGCUUUGGGAGGGGAGGAGAGGGGUGGGAUCAGAUGGCUGUAGAACCAGUGCACUUUGGGAAUUAGUUUUCUAGGAUUUCCUGCCAGUUAGAAAUGAGCUUGACAUUCAUCGUCUGUGUGUGUGUGUGUUUCUGAAAUGAAUAGCCAAACAAUUUGCCUAUUAGAUUAUAAAAUACCCCAGAGUAAAUUGCAUUGGUGGCCACUUUUGAGUUACAGCUACACUGCAUUCUGACCUCUCGCUUCCAGUUUUGCUGUUAAUGUCAUUGUUACUAUCAGGCUCUGCCUCUACAGGAGUUUGCAUUGGGCCGACAGGGUUGUCUAUGUUUUUGUUCAUCACGAUUUUUGGGUUUCAUCAUCUUGCUUGGCAUUAACUUGUUCUACCUGGAUUUGGGUCCAUCUCUGUGCCCUAAGCAUUUGUUAGGACAGUUUUCUUAUGUAGGUGGAUGUAUGUUUCUUCUUAUGAAAUAAUAGACCCCCCCCCCAAGCUAUCUACAGCUCUGUCUCAGCUCUGUCAAGCCAGUUGCUCAGGUUUUUGUAAAUGCUUUGGUUUGGGAUGUGUGGGAGCAGGAAAGAGAGAGGGAAAGGCAGCUUCACGGGGGCCUCUACCCUUCUGACAAAGGUAGGCCAAGGCAGCCCCACAGAUGCCUGUCCCUUCUGUGUGACAACCCAGGAAAUUGCCACUGGCCAUUAGCUUCACUAGUCAGAGAGGAGGGGUCUGGGGCUGGUUCUCAAGCUUGUCCCACUCUUAAUAGUCAGGAUAGUUAAAUCUUUGGACAGAAUUCCACUUUUCCAACUACCAAAAUUUAAAAAUUCAAAUGCAAGGCUUGCUUUUUUGGGCAAGCGGCCGGAGUAGCAGUGAUUGUUGUUACCUGCCCUGGUACCGCCAGAACGUCGCCGCCGCUCCCUGUCCUCCUGUAUCGCCAGGGAGUAUGGGUGGAUUUCUGGGCUGUGCAGUGGGCCACCUGUGCAGAGCGUCUACCCAGGUGACUAAGACAGCAUCCAAGUCUGUCUCACUUGAAGUUUACUGCAGUGUCCAAAAAGAGUUUCCCUGCUCUGGGGCUGCGUUUCUCAUGCCAGACCGGAGGUGUAGGUUUUGUCUUGAGAUAACAUGUGUAAAGCGGUAUUUCCUUCAUUUCUGACUCUGUACCCUAGAGCCCAAGAGCAGGACAUUAGGGAAGCCUCCACCCUAUGAUAGGGUAGGAAGACCGCAUGCUUCUCCCUGGGUGAGGAGGCCAAGGCAGGUCAUCCUGAUUCUAGGAUGACUUGGAGUGGUAAAGGUCACUCUGAGGAUUGUGCCUUCAAAGAUGAGUUUUGUGCGUUUUGUGGAGGAGGGAUGUGUAAGCUGGGUUGAUGGUGUACAAUUAGUGAGCUAGAACGGGUUAGGUGGGUGGUGGUGGCUCAGUGCCACAGUCAGAAUCCCUGCUUGAGCUGUCACCAACCCCCCCCCCCCCCCCCCCCGGCCACAGGAUGCUGAUGUGACAGACUGCACUUUUCUCCAGCCCACUUGGUGAGCUGGGGGAAGGCUGCUCUCCCUGCACCCUUCCCUCCCUCCAAGUGCACAUCUUUGCUCUUGUGUACAGUUAUGAAUCUGAAACUGUUUACAUCUGUUAGAGAACUUACAUCCUUUAACUUUCCCAUUGUUGAGUACACAUACUGAGCACAGUAUGUGUACAGCCCAAGGUCACAGAUGGCGUGUGAACAGAUCUAACUUGCAGACCAUCGGAAGGAAAGUGUGUCUCCUUUAAGUCGAAAGCCUAACCUCCACUUUGUCCUCAGACUACACCCCAUACGUGCCCUCUGUAUGUGUUCUGUGAAAACCUUUGUUCAUCAUUUUACUCAGAGGAGCAAGUUUCUGGAUCCUGCAUAUCCCUCCAAGUUGCUGAGCUGUACACACAGAGCUUGAGGUCUGGGAGUGUCCUAGUUCCUCAGGGCAUGGUGGCAAUGAACUGUCCAACACUGGUGGGCUUCAAGAAAGGAAAUAGUCUGUAUUGUUGAAGCUUGCUUAUUGGGUUUUUUUUUUUUUUUCUGAGCCUCAGGAUAGGUGUUUCAAAUGCUGUAAUUAAGCAGCAUAAACUUCAGUUGGAGAAUGGGACUUCUUCUAGUUAAUAAAGAUUCCACAUGUAAGGAUAGUUUUCAUCAGUCAUGACACAAUAGUAACACAGGUAUGCCAAAUAAAUAUCUUCUUGAUUCAGAAGAUCUUGCAGGAUCAUGUAGGGCUUUAGGGUCCUCACUAUUGAAUCCCAAAUACUGUUCUGCACGAUUCAGAAGCACCAUACCAUGUAUUGAGAGUUGGCAAGAAUGCCCGGAGACUGAGAUUUUUCUGGUAGGCGAGGGCCAGGUUAGCCAGCUUGCCUCCAUUUUGACAAGCCAUUUUUCACUGUGGCCACUGUUGGAA
Messenger RNA from Lutra lutra (Eurasian river otter), 10801 nucleotides. RefSeq names its product ABL proto-oncogene 2, non-receptor tyrosine kinase (gene ABL2). The record is from RefSeq and is a predicted model, not a curated record. Bases 296 to 3535 code for a protein of 1079 amino acids. Lineage: Eukaryota; Metazoa; Chordata; Mammalia; Carnivora; Mustelidae. The transcript is spliced from 13 exons. Gene Ontology annotation, molecular function: non-membrane spanning protein tyrosine kinase activity; protein binding; ATP binding. Gene Ontology annotation, biological process: regulation of apoptotic process; protein phosphorylation.